Messenger RNA from Anisakis simplex (herring worm), 1635 nucleotides. The record is from the annotation of a GenBank genome assembly. NCBI's taxonomy places the organism in Eukaryota, Metazoa, Nematoda, Chromadorea, Rhabditida, Anisakidae.
AUGCGACCGCUGCGUACAGAGCAAAUGAAGUAUGCAGCAAUGGACGCCUAUUGCUUAAUACCAAUUUACGAGCGAUUGAAAAAACUCGCUGAACAGGAAUGCAAUUUGGACUGGCAAGUGCAUAUGGAUCGUGGUAAUGUAGUGCUGGCGAAACCAAAGGCGUCGAAGAAAAAUAAGAAGAAAGUUGUGAAGGUGGANGAAGAAGAGUUAGUACGAAUGAUGGAGCGUGUCAAUGCUGCGAUUGAAGCGAGUGUGGGAGAAGAACGAAGGCCAAAAGACGUGAGAGUAGUGGUCGAUUCAAUGAUGCUGGGAUUGGGAAAACAUUUGAGAAGAUGUGGAAUUGACACGGUGUUACCUGAAACGAGACUUGCGUUGGUGGAAUGUGCGCAGAAGGAUCGAGAUAGGUACAUUUUGACGAGUGGAAAAGCUUACGAUGAGCGAAAUAUACUAAGUAAUCAGUUUUAUUGUCGUGGAAUUGGUAGUAGUAUGACAUGGUUGAAUAGUGGUCGUUGGAAUGAGUUAGAAGAGGAUUGCGAGUUGUCUCGAAAUCGAGUGCUAUACAGAAGCAAUCGAAUUUUAUGUAUACCUGAAUUACAAUCCAAGAACGCUAUUGAGCAAAUUGAAUUUGUACUGAAACUUCUUCGUGUGAAGUUGACGAAGGACGAUAUCUUCUCGCGUUGCAUGGAUGAAGAAACAACAACAACGACAACAACAGCGAAAACGGCAAAACGUUGGGAAGAGGGUGAUUUGUCCGUGAAUGAUUGGUUUUCGAACACGAAACCGCUUUCCACUUCGACGUCAUCCAAUCCACAGUCAUCAUUAUCGCCUUCGAAAGAAUCGGUGCCUAAACGACAAGACGAGUCACAACAACAGAACGAGCAGCAAGCGACGUCCAAAUAUCAACAAAGUUCAUAUCAGUGCCAGCAACGAUACAGUCAAUAUUCCUAUGAUUCAGUAGAAGAUUCGUAUCAGCCCUGGAGUGUACAAAAUCCAGAUCAAUUUUUGAAAGGAAAUCCAAAGUACCGACAAAAUUACAGUUAUGAGAAUCAGAACAAGAGAAAGAAUUGGAAUGGGACAAAGAAUGCUGCAAAUGAUGGCAAUCAGAGCCGGAAUCCGAAUGGGUAUCAGGGAUCGAGAAAUGGAAACCCGUCUCAUAAUUCAAGUGGACGCCAGAAUCGCAGUUAUUAUCACCAACCUAAUCGUAGAGGUCAGUACAGGGGCAAUAAUCGUUAUAAUCAGCAACCAAAAGCAAGAUGGAAUGAACAACAGCCUAAGCCACAGCACCAACAGCAAGUGGAUCAACUCCAGACACCGAAAGACAGUAGCUCGGGUAGUAGCAUAAAUAGUAUCAGUUGUGGUCCGGCAACGAAUAAUUUGACUAUUAUGGCUCCUGGUCCCAUUCUGCUCUCAUUUGCACCCGUUCAAGACGGCGAACGUCUCCGUGUCAAUCCAGGCGGCACCCGUAUGACUUCUGGAGCAUCGUCAACGGUUUUAGAAAUUAGUGGCAAUUCUACGGUCACGUUGACUCCAAUUGGUGGGCCACCGAGGAUGAGAGGCAGAGGUCGAGGGAGGCGUAUGGUGCAAAAACCGUCGGAGCGUGGUGCACCCAAGUCACCAACUGUUUACAAGUGGUAA